AAAUGGAAACCGCUGACAAUUAGGAGCAAGUUUUGUCCUUAAGCCCUCCUAACCAAAACCAUGGCGUGCUCCCUCUUCCUUUUCUACCCUAUUCCUCUUCUUGUUUCCAGCGAGGUGCCGGCGAUUCGGGUUGGCGAGGAAGCGGCGCGGUUACGAAUCGGAUAUUGUUAAGGUAACUUCAUACCUCUAUUCGAAAUCGAAACCUCUUUCCUCUUUCUUUUGUUGCCGCCGCUAUGGAUUUAGACCCCGAAGGUAUCUUCCGCGACGACUCCGACUCUGACUCAGACUUACUCCAUCAGAGGGAGUCCACGAAAGAAUUCUCUGUCUACCUCGUUGACGCGUCUCCCAAGAUGUUUCGUGCGGUCGGAACAACUGAAGAAGAUGAAAAGGAGGAAACUUUUUUUCAUGCUGCCGUCCAAUGCAUCUCUGAAUCUCUCAAGGCUCAAAUCAUCGGCAGAUCGUCCGAUGAAAUUUCGAUCUGUUUCUUCAACACUAGGGAGAAGAAAAACAUUCAGGAUCUACAUGGCGUUUUUGUGUUCAACGUUGCGGAAAGAGAGCUUCUUGAUAGACCCACAGCAAGAUUAAUCAAAGAAUUCAGCAGCAUUGAAGAUAGUUUUAUGCAUCAUAUAGGCAGUCGAUAUUGGAUUGAGCCUGCAUCAAGGGAGAAUCCCUUGUACAACGCUCUUUGGGUUGCACAGGCGUUGCUGAGGAAAGGUUCUUUAAAAAAUGUGAGCAUGAGAAUACUCAUUUUCACAAACGAAGACAAUCCUUUUGGAAACAUUUAUGGAUCAGUGAAGGCAGACAUGAUCAGAACUACACUACAGCGUGCAAAAGAUGCUCAGGAACUUGGAAUCUCCAUGGAGCUUCUUCCAUUAGGCGGCAAAGAAUUUGAUGUCUCAAUCUUAUAUGCCAAUUUGCUUGGUCUGGAAAGCGAAGAGAUGCCUCUCUUUCUGAGCUCUGCCGAUGAAAAAUUAGAAGAUAUGGCGAAUCAGCUGCGAAAAAGGAUAUUUUCGAAGAGGAAGGUUAAAACAAUUAUGUUUAAGAUAGCCAGUGGUGUUAGUGUACAAGUGAAUGCGUACGCAUUGAUAAGACCUUCCACGCCUGGGCCUAUUAUGUGGUUGGAUUCUGUCACUAGUCGCCCUUUGAAGACUGAGAGAACGUUCAUUUGUGCUGACACAGGCGCUUUGGUUCAGCAGCCACGCCGGGGGUUUCCGGUGUUCAAUGGUGAAAUUGUGAAGUUUACUGUGGAAGAGUUGGCGGAAAUAAAGAAAGUUUCCGAUGGCCAUCUUCAUCUUCUAGGUUUCAAGCCAUUAGGUUGCCUAAAGGGAUAUCAUAAUAUGAGGCCAUCUACAUUUAUAUAUCCUACUGAUGAGGAGAUAGUUGGAAGCACUCUUGCUUUCGUUGCUUUGCAUAGAUCGAUGUUGCGUCUUCAGCGGUUCGGCGUUGCAUUUUAUGGGAGUUCAUCUCACCCGCAGCUGGUUGCUCUUGUGGCGCAGGAUGAGAUAAUCAGCUCUUCCGGCCAGCUUGAGCCGCCUGGAAUGCAUAUGAUUUAUCUCCCAUAUUCUGAUGAUAUUAGAUACCCAGAAGAGCUCCUGAUUCAUGCUGGAGGCGCACCUCGGGCGACAGAUGAUCAAAUCAAGAAAGCUUCUGCUUUGUUAAAGAGAAUAGAUUUGAAGGACUUUUCAGUCUGUCAAUUUUCAAAUCCCGCCCUGCAGAGACACUAUGGAGUGUUGCAGGCUUUAGCGAUGGGCGAAGAUGAGGUUCCCAAUGUUAAGGAUGAAACUUUGCCUGAUGAAGAAGGCAUGAGGAGGCCAGGAGUAUUGCGUGUGAUUGAGGAGUUUAAAGUUGCUGUCUAUGGAGAAAACCAUGAUCAGGAAGAAGCUGCUAAGAAUGAUUCAAUCACUGAGGCAUCCAAGAAGCGAAAAGCAAUUUAUGAAGUUGCUUUAAAGGAGUCUGCAAGUUAUGAUUGGGCUGAUCUUGCUGAAAAUGGAAAGCUCAAGGAUCUGACUGUGAUAGAACUGAAGAGCUACCUUACGGUGCACAACCUACCAGUCGCUGGGAAGAAGGAAGUUUUGAUAAGCAGGAUAUUAACCCAUUUAGGGUUGUAAGUUUGCCUGGCAAAUCAUUCAUGACUGCUUCUUAUUGGAGGUGAAAGUUAUGACUUCCUGGAUCCUUGUAACAGUUUUUUGUUUUUGUCUUUUUCUCCUUAAAACUUUCCAGUUGAAGUUCCAGUGUGAUUGAUUGCUUUGAUCCUUCUACCCU
Phalaenopsis equestris is the source of this 2262-nucleotide messenger RNA. Its product is annotated as ATP-dependent DNA helicase 2 subunit KU70. Gene Ontology annotation, molecular function: damaged DNA binding; DNA helicase activity; double-stranded DNA binding. The record is from RefSeq and is a predicted model, not a curated record. Gene Ontology annotation, cellular component: Ku70:Ku80 complex; nucleus. The coding region runs from base 234 to 2108 and encodes 624 amino acids. The transcript is spliced from 2 exons. Gene Ontology annotation, biological process: telomere maintenance; cellular response to X-ray; cellular response to gamma radiation. NCBI's taxonomy places the organism in Eukaryota, Viridiplantae, Streptophyta, Magnoliopsida, Asparagales, Orchidaceae.